Mycena citricolor is the source of this 5294-nucleotide messenger RNA. The record is from the annotation of a GenBank genome assembly. NCBI's taxonomy places the organism in Eukaryota, Fungi, Basidiomycota, Agaricomycetes, Agaricales, Mycenaceae.
CCGGACAACGUCACAUAUGGAUCCGCGCGGUUACUCAGUGCCAGCUGCCGCGGCCAACUUCUCAUGAUGCAUUGAUGGCAUGCUCCGAUUUUGAUUGACCAUCACUGAUCCUGCGAUUGUGACUUGUUGUCGACCACGCCCACGGACCACCCCGCUUUCGGUGCAGAUCUGUUCGCAUACUCUACUCGCACUACCGAAGACAUGCGAUUCAGUGUUCCUCGCUCGUCAUCGACCUCUCCGGGGAAACGGAGAACACCCCAACGGGCUCAACCAGCCCGCCGCAGCCAAUCCUCCUUCGGACUGGUCUCAUCUGACUCGGAAUCUGACCUCUCGGAUCGUGAAUCAGAUCCAGACUCAGUGGACUCGUUUCUCUAUGCCUCCGAGUCCGAGAUGCCCCAGCCACCCCUCCCCGUAAAUUCCCGUAAUAGAGCAAAAACGACACCGGAACAACAGCAGACAGAAGAUACCAUCGCUGCAAUACGACUUCGCACACGACAUCAUGACCCUUACGAGGAGUGGGAGAAGCAGACACGCAAGGAUGCGUUCGUGCGUGGUCGGAUCCCCUCUUUUCUGGCCCUUCAUUGACGACCACAUCUUUCUCCAGCGUACAGCGCGCAAGGAGCAGACUGCCCUGCUGCAGCAGAAUGCGGAUGAGCUGGAGAAGAGCAGGAUGGAGGAGCUGAGACAACUAGACGCGCUGCACGCGAUGCAGAUGGCGGAAGUCCAGAAACAGCUCGAAUCUCUUAAAUUCCAGGCGCAGAAGGAAGAUGACCGGCUGCGGCAAGCGUGGAAAGAACGUGACAGGAUGUUGUGGGCCCGAAUCGAUUCCGUCAUUGCGGUGGAGGAGAACAAGGUCCGUACGCGGUUAGACGCUGAGCGCAAGGCGAAGGAGGAGCUGGAUAGGAAGAAACAGGAGGAGGAAAUGCGUAAGCGAGAAGCGGCGGAGAAGCAGCGUAAAGAGGCUGAGGAGAGGAAGAAGCAGGCCGAGGACGAGGAGAAGAAACGCAAGGACGAGGAGCAAGUCCGUGCUCGGGAGGAGACAGAGAGGAGAACACGACUCAGUGCUGAAUCGUCAAGCAGGCAGGCCCUGGGCUUGACUGAUGCCGAAUCUGAAUGGAAGCAGGCUCGGGCAGUGUUAACUACCCUCAAGUCGGACUUCAUGAAACCGAUCAAAAGCGACAAGGCGAAGAGCACCGUUUGGGGGGAGUAUCGACGGAAGAUCACGCCCAAGAUCGGGCAAUUGACAAACGACCUCCAAGCCAUCACGCGAAUUACUGAUUUCAUUCAACAUCAAGUUCUCGCACCCCCACAACCAUUACCCCCAAUCCUUUACAAAGCGUUAUUGUCAUCAUUAUCGAAAGCCAUUCUUCUACAGGCCGAAACCGAAGUAACGGCCGAGAAGAAGGCAGCGAUCCCUCUCGCGCUGGCAUCCUUCAGGCUGUUGGAACAACUGGAGGCAUUCCCUGAAGUUUUCUUCGCACGGCUGUCCCACCGAUGUGGAAUCUGGUUGAUUCCAUGUCCCCUCCCAGAGAAAGACCACGACGGACGACCAUGGGCUGACAAAGUCGAGCGUCAGAAGAUGCAAGGUUUCCGACUGAGCUCAAGUGACGAUGCCGAGUCUUGGGAAAGCAUGCAGGAAUACUCUGACCGGAUAUCCGGGAUGAUGCGACUGUAUUUUCAUAUCAUCCGAGUUGUGCCGCAGAACAAGCCGCUGCACCCGUUAUUCCAGCUUCCGCGCUGUUGGCAGUGGCUCUCGAGGUUGUUGAACGAGCGGUCACUGUUGGAGUCGCCAGUGGCUGCGCAGCUGAUAUACACGCUUCUGGAUGUUAUGGGCUCGGACGCACUCCAGGUCUGGGGCCAGCAGUGGGCGAAGAUGCUCCAGCUCAUCUAUCAGGGCAUUACUGAAGGGUAUGCUCCUGGGAAACUUAUUGGCGGAACUUCUCCACUGGGCAUAGCUGCUCGUUCUCGUGUGCAGUCUGAGGUAGAGCGGAUCGUGGCCGGAAUCAAGUAGUCUGGCGUUUGACAGUUUAUUCUUCUUGUACUUGCUCUCGUCAUCUAUUGCAUCUAUUCGGAAUUGUCCAGUUUGAAUCAGAUUUCGCUCCAAAUGUGUGACAAGCGAACCGUGAAUAGGAUCGAUUCGAUUAGCUACAGUCAGUAACCCGCGACAAAUUCGAUCCCCCUAGUCGAAACAAAUCCAGUCGCCUGUUCCGCAUUCCUAUCCACAAACACAAGCUCCAGAUUCAGCCCGAUGUCGACAAGGUCCUGCAGCGAAGUGAACAUGUCGGAUCGCGGCAACCGGGUGAAUGUAGUUUUCACACGACGCAGAGUGGGACUCCUGCUCCUGAUCAAUUGGCAAAAUGACGAGUCAGACAGCGAGCAUUUCGACACCGUCAGGUCUCUGAGCAAGGGGCAUAGCUCGGGGUGCCAUUCGAGGAUGGAGAUCGAGGUCCCAAUGACGAGAUGCGUGGUCUUUGGAAACUGCGUGAGGAGAUCCAAAGUGACGUUUUCGUUGAUCCUGUAGUCCUGCACCACCAAGGUGAAGGAAUCGGGAGGGAUGGCAGUCCGCAGGACUUCGUACCAGGAGUCACGGGUGUUGUGCCGAACUUGCAGGUAAGCUAGCCGGGGCGCAUUGAUGUGUUUAAGAAACUCGGGAAAGUUGAUAUGGUAGCAUAGGUGGAGUAGAACCAGAUUCGGCAGACCAACGGCUUCCUUCGAGCCUAUGAAUGCCUCGUCGACGGUCGCCCUGACACUGCAUCGAACGAGAUUGGAACAUAGGCGGAGCAGACUCAAAAUCUGGUUUUGGUUCAGUCCCGAGUCCGCAGAAACAUCGUUGCGCUCGCUUCUGAAGCAGGAGAUAUUCAGCUCUGUCAGUGAAGCCCAGGGCAAUGAGAGGGUCGGGGCAGGUUGUGCCAUGGUCACAUAUAGCGACACAGUGUGCAAUCGGGAGGCGGCAAACAUGUGGAGGUCCCAUGCCACUAGCAAUCCCGGGCUCCCAGGACAGUGUAUCGCAACAUCCUCGAGAAGAGGAAACGCACUGGCGCCCAAUGCAAGAAUCGGGGCAAGUUCUUCGGUGAACGCACAAAGGUGAAGCUGUCGCAUACGACGAGUAAACGGGAGCAGCGCGAGGAUGGUCUUGGAACCUUCUAACGGGUUGCUGAGCGAGGUCUGGUACGGGACAGUCGUCACAGAUAUGUCCAACGGAAGCAUGCCCGACCUCGUCAGCCAUAUGUGGACCAGCGGUGCCAGCGCAACGUCGUACGACUGCGUGACAUGGGAAAUAGGGAUGUGCACUGACGUCCAGAGACGAGGGGUCUGGUGCGAUACGUCUCGCCAAUGCUUGCAUACGCGGCCGAGUAGUAGCGGGGCAUGAGCGGGGUCGAUCAACGCAUUGUGUAUGGUUGGCAGACACGCAACGAAGACGAGCUGCACUAUUUCGAUUGGAAGGCGUCGGAACGGGGAUAUCAGUGCUCUAUGAGCGUCGGCGAAGGACUUCAAGGGUUGUAUCUCAGUUUGUAGCUGAAGAAUCCUCUCCUGCAGUUUCUCGAUCUCUGCCAUGUUCCUUGACAUCACAGCCUCGGGACCGGCCAGAAGACCGUGUAUCGCAUCGAUUUCUCCAUCUGAAGGGACAUAGUUUGUGCCCAGUCGGGAGAGAAACGGCGAGUUAGUGACUGCCAUUGAUCAAGGCAGGGUACAUGAUUCUGAGGCCAGCUCCAGCAUGAUGAUUGAUUGCAUCGCCAAGCUUCCUUCUCUGAGCAUCAUCUUCCGGUCUCAGGACUCAGAGCACCCGUGUACAUCCCACGAGUCCCCGCCUUCAAUCGAACUGGAGAAUGAAGACAUAGGUUUUUCUCUGGUCGAACCAAUAGUCGCACUGUCCUAUUGCAAAGCCCAAGGGUCUUGACCCAGUCGGACUUAGCCUACGAGAGAGACCACACCUUUACGCCUCGAGCCUCAAGGCAUCAUGCUCCACAGGACGUCUUGCCCUCGAAACUGCAUAUGAAGACCCUCAGUUAGCAUUGGUGUGGGGCCUGGUAGAUUCGACAGCGGGUGGCGUAUUGUCCGUGUCAUUUCCUGAGCUGCGUGUGCCCGGGACAACUAUUCAUACUUCAAGGUUGCUCCCUUGUUAGAAGACCUUUGACAACUCCGGUUUGUAACUGGCGACUGUUGGCCACCUCCCGCGAAGUGUGGCCUGGUCCAACUGACGCGGUGCCUGUCGAAAACCAAUGAUAGUGGCGAAGAUCUUCCUGAUUCAGUAAUAUCCUUGGGCAUGCUCCAACUCCUCUUUGGAUAAUAUUUCCGUUGGAGACGGUCAGCUUGGCUCCAGCUUUCCCUGGUCUCUGGAUUCGUGCGCAGAGUUUCCCUGCGAGGACAAGCGCUGCCCGCACCUGUCGGUACUUUGGGUAGGGUAUAUAAGGAGGGACGAGCGUGCCAUGUCGAAACCAUCCAACUGCGCAUCCAACUGAAUCGACCAUGCACUUCUCAGUCUUUGUCACUCUCGCCUCCUGCAUUGGCGCUACUUUCGCUGCGCCCACUGUCCAGAGCCAGUCGACAAGAGUCAACUCUACCACCACAGUCACCAGCACCGGCCUCAGUGCCCAGGCGUCAACCAUCGUGUCCCAGCUCGUAAAGCUCAACGAACUCAACGCCCAAGUCGCGGCCUCCGGCUCCUCGGCCGUCAUCGACGGCGCAGUGGUCAACAUGAACGGGAUCAUCGACAAACUGCUCCCCUUCGGGUCAAGUGGGCUGCUCGGCGGGGGCAGCGGCGGAGUCUUGAGUGGUCUUGGUAGCAUUCUGAGCGGAAACGGGGGCCUUCUUAAGGGCCUUUCGAGCGGCGAUCCCAUCGGCGGCUUGCUCAGUGGUGCUCUGGGAGGCAACGGAGGCGGUCUGCUCGGUGGACUUUUGGGCGGAGGUGGUCUGCUCGGCGGUCUGCUCGGCGGUGGUCUCGGUGGAAUCCUUAGCGGCGGCAAUGGAGGCUUGCUUGGUGGGAUUUUAGGCGGUGGUGGAAACAGCGGCCUCUUGUCGGACGUGACGGGGCUGCUAGGCCAGUUCUCCAAUCUCAAUUCGCUCUGCAGUACGGAGCUGCUUGGAAAUGUUCUCGAAACUGUGCAGGAGCUGGUUCAGUCGUUGAACGGUGCUCUCGGAGAUGCGCAGAACUGCGGCGGCCAGUGCUUCAACGCAGAUGUCAAGGCGGACCUCGCAGGGAUCCUCCAAGCGAAUCUUCCCAAGCUGGCUCCAGUCGCUCUUCAUUGUCAGAUAUAUCUUCUCUUCCGAUUUCAACUUGACCAACGAUUUUCUAG